Seriola dumerili (greater amberjack) is the source of this 1110-nucleotide messenger RNA. Its product is annotated as ninjurin-1-like. Gene Ontology annotation, biological process: cell adhesion; tissue regeneration. The coding region runs from base 72 to 629 and encodes 185 amino acids. NCBI's taxonomy places the organism in Eukaryota, Metazoa, Chordata, Actinopteri, Carangiformes, Carangidae. The transcript is spliced from 4 exons. Gene Ontology annotation, cellular component: membrane. The record is from RefSeq and is a predicted model, not a curated record.
GCUGUGAACUCUGAGAGUCUGAGAGAGGACAGUUUCCUGCGAGCUGCUGUGGAGUUAUCAGAAAGAGGAGAAUGGACAGACUGAACGGACAGGACAUACCUCUGAAUAAACUGAGUGAUAUAGAGGAGCUGAAUCUUGACUUUCUUCCUAUCCUAUCCUCUCUACAUUCGCAGGCACUCAAAACCCCCUCUGGAAAAUUGAAUCGCCCCAUCAACAUAAAUCACUAUGCCACUAAAAAGAGUGCGGCCCAGAGCAUGCUGGACGUUGCCUUGCUGAUGGCCAACUCGUCCCAGAUGAAGACCGUUCUCUACGUGGGGCCUCAGUACCGUUUCUACAUCCCCCUCAUGGUCCUGCUGUCUCUGUCCAUCACGUUACAGGUCAUAGUGGGGCUGCUGCUCGUCUUUAUUGCAGUGAAGUACGAUCUGAACGACACAAGGAAACACGCCAAGUUGAACACGAUGAACAACGCAGCAACUGUCUUUGUCUUCUUCACAGUGCUCAUCAACAUCUUCAUCACAGCGCUUGGCUUUGAGGGCCACGCUGUCAGGUCAGCAACAAAGGUGGUGGCAAUCCAAGAGCCUCAGAUCCUACCUCUGCCCCUGGACGUUAACAUGACUGGUGUCAUAUAGACCAAAAAUAAUACAUCUCCUUGUUCACAUUAUCUCAAAGCCUUGAAAUCUUAAGGGUUGUGGUGGGACGGCUGCCUUCUUGUAACUUCUGUUUGAUUUCCUUCAUCAAAUUAUGGCUUGUUUCAGCACAGGUUCACCAGCUGGAACAAACCUUUAAUUCCUGAAUGGAUUUAAUGAAUCUAUCAUCACAUUAGUGCACGUGAGAGGCUUCUGUGGAUCCAGUCGGAGGCUGAUAUAGCCCAAGGAUCACCAAAUAAAUCCUCAUCCUCAGUGACCAUCAACCACAUCUUCAACUCAGGAUCACAGCUGUUGAAUUCAACUCAACCAAAGAUUAACAACCAAAAACCUCAGUUUGAACUGAUAACCACUGGUUCAUCUUCCGUUGAGACUCAACAGACUCUGGAUCUUGUAAAUAUAACAGUGUUUCUGUACAAAUGUUAGAUUGGUAGAAUUAAAGUUGCAUGUAAAUUUUCCACAUUAA